Molecule: messenger RNA, 444 nt
Organism: Brugia pahangi
Lineage: Eukaryota; Metazoa; Nematoda; Chromadorea; Rhabditida; Onchocercidae
Source: the annotation of a GenBank genome assembly
AUGGAAUGGAUAUUGUUUACACUAUUGCCUACUAUUGCUAAUGCCUUGUUUCCACUAUCACGAGUACAGAGGGUCGCAGUACAAGGAAUACUGCUAUGUGAAGGCAGACCGUUACCGAAUCAUCAUAUAAUUCUCAUCGAUCACGAUAGUUCAGAAAGCAUUUAUUUAGAACUGGAUCCUGAUGAUAUAAUGGCGAUGAAUGUAACUGAUCAACGAGGGCACUUUUUUGUGCAUGGUAACGAGACUGAAUGGAGUACAAUCGAUCCUAUACUUGUGGUUCGCCAUAAAUGCAACGACGGCGGAAUCCCAUGCGAUCGUGAAUGGAGACUGGGAAUUCCAGUAAAAUAUAUAAGUAAUGAAGGAGAUGCAGAGCAUAUCAUGGAUUUUGGUAUCUUAAAUGCUGAAGUAGUGUUCUAUGGCGAGAAGCGAGACUGCUUGUUGUAA